AUGACGAAAUAUAUUUCAGUAAAUAAGUACAUGACAGAAGUCAAAGAAGAACUAGACCCAUUCGCAUAUUUGAAUGUUUACUUCUACCAUUUUGAAAAGUCUACAUUUGACAAAGUUUGGAACAUCGAACCGGUUAAGUUUGCUAUUGUGACUAAAAAUGGUGCGAAAUUUGAAGACUUAGACAUAGAAGGUUUGUUAGCAGUCAAAGAAAAUUUUGACAGAAGGUUCUCAAACCUUAAAGAAGGCAAAGCAUACAAACUUGUUAUACCUUAUGAACCAAAGAAAGCAGACGACUAUGA
Trichomonas vaginalis G3 is the source of this 299-nucleotide messenger RNA. RefSeq names its product protein of unknown function, DUF4108 family. The record is from RefSeq and is a predicted model, not a curated record. The transcript has a single exon. NCBI's taxonomy places the organism in Eukaryota, Parabasalia, Trichomonadida, Trichomonadidae. The annotation marks the transcript as partial.